AUGUUUAAUCAAUGGACUAAUUGCAUACUUUCUAUCAUCAUUCUAUUUUUCUUCAUAUGUGCAAAUGUAUAUGGUAUUACGUGUAACUACUAUGAAAGAUUGUGCUUUGACUACUAUCGUUUUACUUGGUGCUGUUUAAGAAAUGAACCCUGCGGAACUUAUUCCAUACAAUGCUCUUCUGAUCGAACAACAAAAAAACCUUUUUCAACAUAUUCAUCCACUAUGCCAACAUCUCUUAUCGUUCUUCUAAUCGUCAUGUUGAUCUUUUUCAUUGGUUUAUGUUUGAGCUGUUGCAUUUCUUCCAAGCGAAAACAGCAACAACGUACACGUGCUUCUAUUCCGACUCGGAAUAGACCGAGAAUAAUACAUCAACAUCAACAACAGCCAUCACAAACCGUUCGUAUUCCCCCAGCUUAUAAUAUCAAUACUGCACCAGCUCCUAGUAUACACGAAGAAUCGCCACCAUCAUUUGCACGAAUUCCUAGUCUUUACGAAGAACCACCCCCAUCAUAUGAAGUUGCAAUUGCUGGUCUUUCACUCAAAUAUCAAUCAGAACAACCACCACCACCACCUGUAACAGCAAGUGUUGAAAUUGAGAGUACACGGCUUUAA
Molecule: messenger RNA, 612 nt
Organism: Rotaria sordida
Lineage: Eukaryota; Metazoa; Rotifera; Eurotatoria; Philodinida; Philodinidae
Source: the annotation of a GenBank genome assembly